GUCAGUGUCGCUACCACCAAAGCGAAGAAGAAGACGAAGACCCUUCUUGAAUUUGUCAAGAAGGAGGCGACCCAGUCGAAGAGCCUGACGCAGGACAAGCUAUUGGCCCUCCUGACCGUACCUCGUUUGCGCACUGUCGAGGAGCGAUCAGAACAAGAUCGGCGGCUAAUUCAGAUCUUACGGGCUGACGAGACCGACAAUUGGGUGACUGGUAAGAAGUCAUCUCCGGUUAGAUUCGGUGAGUCGAAUUUCCCGCUGCUCACUGAUGUUGCUGCCACCAAGACGGAGAAGAAGCCGCAGACCCUUCCCCUCUAUGAUUUUGUCAAACCAUAG
Molecule: messenger RNA, 333 nt
Organism: Striga asiatica
Lineage: Eukaryota; Viridiplantae; Streptophyta; Magnoliopsida; Lamiales; Orobanchaceae
Source: the annotation of a GenBank genome assembly